AUGGAUCUGGUGAUCAAACACCCGGUGGGCCUCAGCAUGGAGCGCGCGAUCGAGCGCAACAUUGAGCGGCUCGCUCUCCUUGAUUCAACCUCGACAGUCACCAGACAGAUUGUUGUGGUCCCCCCUGGCGCUGGCAUCGUGCACCAGGUGAAUCAGGAGUACCUGGCGCAGGUGGUGAUGGAGGUCGACGGGCUGCUCUACCCUGACAGCGUCGUCAGCACCGACUCCCACUCCACCUUGACCCAUGGUCUCGGCAUCCUCGGCUGGGGCGAGAGCUGGUCUAGAGCCAAAGGUGCCAUGCGCGGGGAGCCCAUACGCAUGGACCUCCCCCAAGUCGUGGGCGUCAACCUCACGAGAAGGCUCCGAGCGGGAGCCACGGCCACGGAUGUGGCUAUGACGUGCAUGAAACCCAGCAUGCUGAAUUCGUUCGUGGAGUUUUAUGGCGAGGGGAUGCGGGAGCUGUCAGUGGCGGACCGGGCGACAGUGGCGAACCUGCUGUCGGAGUUUGGGGCGACCAUGGGGUUCUUCCCGGUUGACUCGGUGACGCUGCAGUACCUGAGGGACACAGGGCGCGAUGAGGCGAAGGUGGAGCAGGUUAAGGCUUACAUGCGCGCCAACCACCUCUUCAUGGAUCACGCCACGGCUGGAGAGGCGGAGGCCAAGCCCAAGUAUUCCAACUACCUCCAGCUGGACCUUGCGACUGUGGAGCCCUGCGUCUGCGGGCCACGCAUCUCUGGGCCCGACGCCUGCAGACCCUACUGUGGCUCACUGUAUUGUUUUGUCUCUACCACCCGAUCCCCUCUCUCGGUCUCCCUUCCACAGGGCUUCGGCAUCCUCCCGGACCAGCAAGGAAAGAGUGUAACGGUGACUCUUGAGGAAGGGGUGCAAAUCCAGCUGAAGCACGGAUUCGUGGUCAUCGCCACCAUCACCUCCUGCACCAGCGCGCUCAACCCGGCGGAAAUGUUGACAGCAGCCCUGGUGGCGAAGAAGGCGAGUGAGAGGGGGCUACAGGUGAAGCCCUACGUGAAGACGAGCCUCGCCCCUGCCUCCAACGUGGUGACCAAGUACCUUGAGGCCAGUGGUCUCCUGCCAGCUCUGGAGGGUCAGGGCUUCCACGUGGUGGGGCAUGACUGCACCACGUGCAUUGGAAGCUCAGCUAAGAUUUCAGAGUCUGUUAUGGAGGCCGUUUCUGACAACGGUCUGGUGGCAGCAACAGUGCGGUCUUGUAGCCGUACCUCUGAGGGGCACGUGCAUCCUCUCUUUCGAGCUAACUACCUUGCGUCGCCGCCCCUCGUCGUGGCAUAUGCGCUCGCUGGCACGGUGGACAUUAACUUUGAAGAAGAGAGCAUCGGAUCGGACAAGGACGGCAAUGAGGUGUUCCUGAGAGACAUCUGGCCCAGCAACGAGGAGGUGGCAGAGGUGUUGGAGAGGGCGGUGCUGCCGCAGCUCUUCCAGUCGGUGUACGAGGCAGUGAAGGAGGGCGCCACCGACGCCCUCUGGAACAGCCUUCCAGCAGAUGACGAGAUUGGUUGGAGGGACGGGACGGACGCGUCCAGCCUGCACCUGCUCAGUCAGGGCGACUCUGUCGCCACUGAUCAGACCUCACCUGCUGGUCAGUAA
Messenger RNA from Closterium sp. Yama58-4, 1620 nucleotides. Lineage: Eukaryota; Viridiplantae; Streptophyta; Zygnematophyceae; Desmidiales; Closteriaceae. The record is from the annotation of a GenBank genome assembly.